UUGUUUUUUUAAAGGAUGCAGGAGUGUGUAACAUUCUGCGACCGUUACUGUUACGACGGGCUGACAAACUAUAGGCAUCCCAAUAUGAGAGCCAGGCUGAAGUUCAGAAAAGCUGAAGAAAGUUUAACAACUGCUGAAGCGGUACCCAAACGUGCCGAAACAGAAAAUGGCGUUUUUAAACCUGAUAGUCCUGACACUGUCUGUGCUGUCAAAGCUCAACGAGUCGGUGACCCAACUCAAGUUAACAGCUUGACGACUCGCAGACAAGAUCAACCACAGUUUGAAGACAGGUCACUGAGAAGAGACGUUGGGAUUAAACAGGACUACGCUGACAGGAUUAUAUUUCCACUUCAUCCCUCGGUUCAAGAUUCACUGGAGAUGAGAGAUCACGAACUUUCCUCGUUAAAGAUUUCUCAGGUUUUCUCAUAUAACGAAAUGAAGUCAUUUAACUGCAAUUUGUCAAGUGAGGCGCCUUUCCCAAAAACAUACCAUCAGCCAAUCAGCCAGGCGCAUUUUCCUACAGAAGCCCAUCAGAUAGUCGGCAUGGCACCUUUUCAGAUGGUAAACAAUCAGCAAAUCAGCCGUGCGCAUUGUCCAAUAGUAAACCAUCAGGCAAUUAUCAUGGCGCCUUUUCCAAUGCUAUACAAUCAGCCAAUCAGCGAGGCGCCUGUAAUGAAUCGUAAGCCAAUCAGCGAGGCUUCUGAGCAAGUCAAUUCACUAGGGCUGAACUUCCCUCAGACUCCUUCAGGAGCAGGUAGGUGGACGCCGGAGAGAUAUGUCCUCUGGACCAGAACUUUAAAAGAAAGUAAGGCGGCAAGAUCUCAGAACAAAAAAGUGUCUAUCAAAAGGCCCAUGAAUGCCUUCAUAUUAUGGUCAAAGAUUCACCGACCCAACUUGUCUAAGGCCAACCCUAAUGCCAACCACUGCGACAUCAGUGUCCAGCUGGGGUUAGAAUGGAGCAAACUGUCUGAAGAGCAGAAGGAGCCAUACUACGCGGAAGCACAUAGAAUCAAGGCAGAACACAGUCGGAAGUACCCAGAUUGGGUCUAUCGACCAAAGAAACGUUCUGCAACCAGAGGGCCACCGGCCGUCCCUGCGAAUCAAAAGGCCUCACUCUCCAGUCCAACAUGGGCACAGAGAUCUAACACUUACCCAGAGCCCCUGACAUCAGUCGGAGACAUCACAGGGCAGAGCGGUCUAAUUUCUCCAGCCAACAUGAACCAAACUAUGGAGAUGCAACAACGUGUUACCUUACCAAGGUGUCUUCACUGCGCUCCUCACUGCAUCUUCUCUGCAAAUCUCCACAUGACUGGACCGCAGUUCUACCCAGAACCCAUCCCAUAUUCAAGCUAUUCUAGCCAUCUCACUGACUUCAUAAGCCACUAAGACUAGAGGCAUGAGGCGCUGUCUGUCUUGAAUCUUGAAAAAUAGACGAUAAUUAAAAGGGAAGUCUUUUCAUUCAUUCUAAACUUCUGGGUUCCAGUUUGUUCUCUUCACUGGACUGCACUAGAGAGUGUGUUACCAUUGACAUAUGUGUACUGUAUUAGUAAUUGAUUGUUUUUUUGUUGUUGUUGUUGUUUUUUUUUUUUUUAAGGUUCUAUUAAAAUAAAAUAAAAUGUUUUGAAUUUCCUGCA
Molecule: messenger RNA, 1634 nt
Organism: Ctenopharyngodon idella (grass carp)
Lineage: Eukaryota; Metazoa; Chordata; Actinopteri; Cypriniformes; Xenocyprididae
Product: transcription factor egl-13-like
Exons: 5
Coding region: 16-1386 (456 amino acids)
Source: RefSeq, a predicted model, not a curated record